Molecule: messenger RNA, 975 nt
Organism: Bacidia gigantensis
Lineage: Eukaryota; Fungi; Ascomycota; Lecanoromycetes; Lecanorales; Ramalinaceae
Exons: 4
Coding region: 1-975 (324 amino acids)
Biological process (GO): transmembrane transport
Cellular component (GO): membrane
Molecular function (GO): transmembrane transporter activity
Source: RefSeq, a predicted model, not a curated record
AUGGCGCCGAAAAAAGCUACCUCGAAGGAGGUGUGGACCGAUUUCAAUAACGGCGGUGGCUGGCCGACGCAAGCUCUCUCCGUUUUCGUUGGCCUGAUUGGCAGCGUUUUUGCUAACAACGGUACCGACUGCGCUGUGCAUAUGGCUGAAGAGAUCACCGGUGCUGACUUUGCUGUACCUUGGUGCGUGGUUGCGACGUCAGUCCUGAAUGGUGUUCUUGGCCUCGGUACCCUCCUUGCUAUGCUUUACGUCACCGUCGACAUUACCGCCGUUCUCGACAGCCCGACUGGUAAACUUGGAUUCCCUUUCAUGCAGGUGGUCCUAGACUCAGUGGGCUCUUAUUCCGGCGCGACCGUUAUGAUAAGCAUUGUCAUUGCUAUGUUUGUUUUUGCCGUCAUCGCCUUCCUGGCAACAGCAUCCCGCAUCGUCUUCGCCUUUGGCCGAGACAAGGGCCUUCCCUACUGGAAACUCAUGUCAACGGUGCACUCCACGACCGCAAUCCCGCUUUACGCUAUCUAUGUCAUGGCUGGUGUCGCCUGCUUCGUCGGCAUCAUCAAUCUAGGCUCCGCCACGGCAUUCAACAUUAUCCUUUCUAUCGGUAUUUCCUCCCUCUAUUCCUCCUACACCAUUACAGAGGCUCUCCUGCUCUGGCGCCGUAUCCGUGGCGAUAUUCGAAGACCCAGCGAGAUGAGUGGUGAGGUCUGGAAAGCCAACGAGCUUGUAUGGGGACCCUUCCAUAUCCCUGGAAUCUGGGGCAUUAUGCUCAACGCUUGGGCGGUCUGUUACGGUACCAUUGUUAUCAUCUUCUGCUUCUUUCCAGCAGAAGUGAAUCCGGAUCCGGCGCAUAUGAACUGGGCGUGCUUGAUCACAGCUGCCGUCAUCUUCUUUGCUGUUGCUUAUUACCUGCUCUAUGCUAAGAAGGUGUACAAAGGACCCGUGGUUGAAAUCGCGCCCUUUCAGCUAUCAACGACAUAG